AUGGCUGCAACAACUGAUGAUAUCAUGAACUACCUUAAAGCAAAUAUCAGUGGAUCUCUUCUGCUUAAAGAUAGUAAAAGAAAAAGAGAUAUUCUUCCUGGUUUCUUAUAUGGAGUUGUGAUGAAUAGCAAACAACCUUCUAUGCAACUCAAAAUACAGCAGGAACACCAAAUUGGAAUUAAUAGUGAAGCUAUACCUGCUUUUUAUCUAAUGCAGAUGUUAGAAGAAAAGAUUUAUACCAUAGAUGAUUCUAAAUUUAAUAUAAAUGAAGAACUUACUAAAGAGCAACAAGAACAAGCAAGUCAAUUCUUAACAAACAAUAUUGAUAUUUUCUCAGAAAAUAUCUUAAAAGAAGAACAAUUUAAACAAUUAGGACAAACAAAUAUUAUCUGUCAUGAGAUAAAUACAGAUAAAGCUAGACCUAUUAAACAAUGA
Molecule: messenger RNA, 435 nt
Organism: Scutellospora calospora
Lineage: Eukaryota; Fungi; Glomeromycota; Glomeromycetes; Diversisporales; Gigasporaceae
Source: the annotation of a GenBank genome assembly